This is a messenger RNA of Nilaparvata lugens (brown planthopper), 2018 nucleotides long. It is a transcript of the gene Arl6, whose product is annotated as ADP-ribosylation factor-like protein 6. Lineage: Eukaryota; Metazoa; Arthropoda; Insecta; Hemiptera; Delphacidae. Gene Ontology annotation, biological process: intracellular protein transport; vesicle-mediated transport; protein localization to cilium. Bases 425 to 1159 code for a protein of 244 amino acids. The record is from RefSeq and is a predicted model, not a curated record. Gene Ontology annotation, cellular component: nucleus; axoneme; cytoplasm. Gene Ontology annotation, molecular function: GTPase activity; DNA-binding transcription factor activity, RNA polymerase II-specific; GTP binding. The transcript is spliced from 5 exons.
AGUUACCUUUCUGUAUGUAUUCUGCGGUGAUCUUGCUCUUGCGUCUUACCAUUUAACAUUUUUACCAAAUAUGUAGCUCAUUAGCUUGUGUAUUAGUAAUUUUUUGUGUGUGGUUGUCUUCCAAUGGAUCUAUAAUAGUUUGGUAAUUUAUUCUAUCUUAGCAUAACAGCAAUUUGAAUAUAAAAUACUAAAAUGGAGUCAGAAUUUAACUUACUCUUCUGUUCAACCAUAUUUCUCAUUAAAUGCGUCGCAUUACAAAGCUCUCUCACUCAGACACAAAAGAAGGAGAAUGCUGCUAGGUAGUGGGAGUGAUUAGUGAAGGAUAGAGCAUCGGACCUCUCCGUCUUCGAGAAAGAGCCGUGUUAAAAGUAAUUUAUCUCGCACUUUAGUCAGUGACGGCGCAGGCUUGGCUCAGGAAACAAUCAUGGUGACUGACAGUGCUGACGCGAUGGCGACUGUUACUGUAAAAAAGGAGGAGGAGGAGGAUGAUGAUGAUAGCAGCCAGCAACCAGCUGCAGUGGAAGAUGAUUGCAGCCAACAACAUUAUCUAAUUCCUGGCUACAAUAUGAUCUUCAUCAAAGAGGAGGCAUAUGGAAAAAUGGGCCUCUUCGACAAACUGAGCAACUUUCUCGGACUGAAGAAGAAAGAGGUGAAAGUUCUAGUGGUGGGGCUGAACAACAGUGGAAAAUCAACCAUCAUCAACCACCUGAAGAGUGACGAGGACAAAACAAGUGAAAUAGUGCCGACAAUCGGACUCAGUGUUGAGAAGUUCAAAAACCAAAAAGUGUACUUCACCGCUCUGGAUAUGUCGGGACAGGGCCGGUACAGGGAUCUAUGGGAGCAUUACUAUAAGGAGUGUGAGGGCAUUAUUUUCGUUAUUGAUAGCAGUGAUCGAUUGCGGUUAGCUGUUGCUAAAGAAGAGCUCGACAUGCUGAUACAACACCCUGAUGUGGCUGGUCGCUUUGUGCCCCUCCUGUUCUUCGCCAACAAAAUGGAUCUCCGCGAUGCUCUGUCCAGUGUGAAGGUGGCGGCUGCCCUGGGUUUGGAGAAGCUGCAGGACAAGCCUUGGCACAUAUGCAGCUCUAAUGCUGUCACCGGGGAGGGACUACAGGAAGGCGUGCAUUGGUUCACUCAGCAAGUGUGCGAGUCUAUGCGGUGAAGAAUGAUGCCUUGAUACUUGAUAUUUGAUGCCUUGACCCUUUACUGGGAAUGGCAAAUGAAAAAUCGUUUCCUCUCGAUUAUAUCGGAAAAUAUCGAUUUUUUUUCUCUUGUCAUUGGUUUGAAAAAUCGAUUUUUCUCUCUUUUGUCAUUAAUUUGAAAAAUCGAUUUUUAGAACUUAAGAUUAUUUUUUGUGAAUUUGAUUUAUUUUGUUCAAUCAAUCAAUACUUUGAAAAAUCAAUUCUUCAAAGAAAUUUGCCAUCCCCAGCCUUGGCUACCCUCAUCGAGAGUUUGCCUGAGUCGCUCGUCGAAUGUCUCAGCUCCAAUCGACAAUAUAAGGGUCCGACCAUAUUAAGGCUGUGCAACAGGCUAAAAAGACUUUCUACGGGUGGUAUUUUUCAAAGUUUUUCUAUUUGUAUGCUAUCAAUAAAUCAAAAUAAAAAGUUUUCUCAGGAAACAAAUUUUUCCGAUCAUAGGCUUCUUUUGAGAUAUGAGCGACCAAAGUUCAAAUUUUUGGGACAGAUCUUUUCAAAUUCGGUGAGAGAUGAAAUUUCGAGGAUACUUCAUGGUAUCGUUGAUGAAUAAAAUUUCCUGAAAAUAUCAAUUUUUGAGAAAGUUAUUCCAUUUACAAAAAAUAACUCGACUAAAAAUUUUUGGGAAAUGGAAAAUAACUAUAAAAAAUCAUAUUUCCAGGAAUUUUUUGUCUUAUUCAAUUAACAAUGGGUACCAUAAAGAAUAACUACAAAUUUUAUGAAAUUUAUCUCUUACGGAAUUUGAAAUGAUCUGUCCCAAAAAUUCAAACUUUUGGCGUUCAUAUCUCAAAAGUAUAAAUAAUUGGAUUUUUCCCUUUUUUAGCUUGA